AUGCGUCUUAUCUGUGUUUUGCUACUCGUCGUCGUCUCCCAGAUGACAGUGUCAAGCUACGUUGCGGAUGCCAAGGACGUGACAAAACCCGCAAACCAAGGGACCGGAUCCAAGCAACUGAAGGCCCGUUAUAUUCUCAGGGAUGACAAAGGUACUCUUGGCGAUCAAAACACUGCGAUGAACAACAAGGACGAGGAGAGGAUAUUCGAAGGGGUCUUCAGUAAGCUGAAGGCGCUCUUUCAUGGGCGCAUCGACGCAAAGCAAGUGAAGCCACUGAUCCAGGCUAUUUCGCCUGCUUCCAAGAAAGAUCUCUCACAAUUUUUCGCUGAGAAUCCUGCCAUUAAGAAGGAGAUUAUUGUAGCGGGAGUUCUUCUGUCUUUAAUCGUCGCAGUUCCGCUGACGGUAAAGUCAUUUUAUCCAGCUUCAAGGUAA
Messenger RNA from Peronospora matthiolae, 432 nucleotides. Lineage: Eukaryota; Oomycota; Peronosporomycetes; Peronosporales; Peronosporaceae. The record is from the annotation of a GenBank genome assembly.